Cladophialophora immunda is the source of this 1155-nucleotide messenger RNA. RefSeq lists its product as uncharacterized. NCBI's taxonomy places the organism in Eukaryota, Fungi, Ascomycota, Eurotiomycetes, Chaetothyriales, Herpotrichiellaceae. The transcript has a single exon. Gene Ontology annotation, molecular function: NADPH dehydrogenase activity; FMN binding. Bases 1 to 1155 code for a protein of 384 amino acids. The record is from RefSeq and is a predicted model, not a curated record.
AUGGCGGAUAAGAUGGCUAGCUCUAAACUCUUCCAGCCUCUUAAAAUUGGCUCAAUGGCUCUCGGGCAUCGUAUUAUGAUGGCGCCGCUCACUCGCUAUCGUGCAUUGGACGACCACGUUCCGAUGGCGAUUGUAGCUGACUAUUAUGCACAACGAGCGCGGUCUUUGCCGGGGACUCUCAUAAUUACAGAAGCUUCACUUAUUUCUCCCAGGGCAGGAGGCUACGCCAACGUCCCAGGAAUAUGGUCAAAGGACCAGAUCAAUUCGUGGGCGAAGGUUGUCAAAGCUAUACAUGACGCCGGGGGAUAUGCCAUCUGCCAGUUGUGGGCCAUGGGUCGCGCAGCCAAAGCCGAAGUUCUCACUACAGAACCCGACGGUCCAUUCGACGUUGUUAGCAGCUCUAACAUGCCUAUCGACGCAUCCUCCUCUAUUCCUCGUGCAUUGUCUAUCGAGGAAAUUCAAGGUUUCAUCCAAGACUAUGCCCAAGCAGCCCGAAAUGCUAUCACGGCCGGCUUCGACGGAGUUGAAAUUCACAUGGCGAACGGUUAUCUCAUUGAUCAGUUCACACAGGACACUUGCAACAACCGUACUGACCAAUACGGUGGCUCAGUGGAGAAUAGGGCUCGUUUUGGACUGGAGGUAGCGAAGGCAGUACUGGAAGCUAUCGGAGCUUCUCGUGUAGGCUUCCGGCUGAGUCCUUGGAGCCCGUUUCAAGGGAUGAGAAUGGUCGACAACAGCAGAUUGGAAGAGCAGUUUACCUACUUGAUUAAAGAACUCAGAAACUUGGACCUCGCGUUCAUGCACCUCGUCGAGCCCAGGAUCGGAGGCGACCAGGAUAUCAAUCUCAAGGACGCAGAAUCUUUGGAAUUUGCAUUUGAUGCCUGGGGCUCGACGACUAAUGCGCCGAUCUUAGUCGCUGGAGGCUACAACGCCAGCACUGCACGACAAGCUUUGGACGAGAAUCGAAUAUAUCGCGAUAAAGAUGUUGCUGUGGUGUUUGGAAGAUGGUUCAUUAGUAACCCCGACCUUCCCUUCCGCAUCCAGAAGAAUAUUCCCUUCGCCAAGUAUGAUCGAACAACUUUCUACACGCCAAAACAAGAAGAAGGUUAUAACGACUACCCAUUUAGCCUAGAGUACUUGAAAACUUUAGUAUAG